UUCACCAGUCCGCCAGAAAAUGAAAGAAGAAGAAGAAGAACGGGUAGACGAGUCCGCCAUUUCAGAUGUUUCUUUUCACGUCCUAAAUAUUCCCUCGAGUCUUUCAUUAUCGCAGAAAACACGGAUAAAUUCAUAAGCUUGUAUUUAUUGUUAUAUCAGUAUAUCGCUGUGUAUGUUAUAUCGCUAGUUUUCGUACAGUGGGUUUAUGGGUGUGGCGACUGUUACUGGUGAACACUCAGAGAUAAGACACCAGAUACUUUAAUUUCUUUAACUUAUCGCAUCUUUAUUAACUGAACACCUACAUCAAGAUGAAGACGAUCACUUUACUCUUUAUCAUCUCUUUAUUCAUCAACGGUGUGUUUGGUGAUGAAGUGUUAGUGAUGGAGGGAGAUUCUGUUACUCUACACACUAAUGAUGCUGACAUACAAGCAGCAGAUGAUGUGACAGUAAUAUGGACAUAUCAAAAAAAUCGUAUUGCUAGAAUCAAUAGAGCAGCUAAUAAGGCACCAAUAUAUGAUGAUGAUGUUCCUGAUUGGAGUUUCAAACACAGACUGAAGAUGGAUGAUCAGACUGGAGAUCUCACCAUCACAAACAUCAAAACCACAGACUCUGGGCUGUAUGAAGUACAGAUACUUGUCGGAAGUAAGAAUAUACAGAAGAGUUUUAAUGUCAAAGGUGUGAUUAACCCAGAAUCAGAUCAACUAAAGUCAGUGUCAGUAAAGGAUGGAGAUUAUAUUACUCUACACACUGAUGUUCCUGAUAUCAAGAAAUAUGAUGUGAUACAGUGGAGAUUUCAAGGGGUUCCUGUAGCUCAAUUCAAUAAAUCAGUCAGUAAAAUAUCAGAAGAUGAGAGAUUCAGAGACAAACUGCAGCUGGAUGUUCAGAUGGGAUCUCUUAAAAUCAAGAACAUCAACAUGGAUCUCUCUGGACUUUAUGAAGUAGAUCUCACAAGCAGCAGUUAUACCAUACAUCUGUCAUUUACAGUUACUGUCAGUGGUGAAGUGAAGUCAGUGUCAGCAAUAAAUGGUGAUCCUGUCACAAUAUACACUGAUGUUCCUGACAUUAAAACCUAUGAUCAGAUACUGUUGAUCUUUGGGUGUGAUGACAAACUGAUUGCUGAAGCAAAUAAACCGAAUGAACAGUUCAUUCUAAAUGAAAGAUUCAGAGACAGGCUGAAGCUGAAUGAUCAGACCGGAGAUCUCACCAUCACAAAAAUCAAAAUUGAAGAUGCUGGAGAUUAUGAACUGAAGAUGAGUAGCAGAAGACGAACCAUUCAGAGGAGAUUCAGAGUUAAUGUCAGUGAGCCAGGUCUGUCUCCAGGUGCUAUAGCAGGAAUAUCUGUUUUCCUUAUCCUCCUUGCUGCUGCUGCUGCUGGUGGUGGUGUGAUUUACUAUCGCCGUAAGAUCGCUGAAGCAAUGAAACAACUGGGUAAGAAUCAUCUACAGCUGAAGGAAUAUAAUGAUCUUUAUUUUGCUAUAAUAGAUUGA
Messenger RNA from Misgurnus anguillicaudatus (oriental weatherfish), 1487 nucleotides. The record is from RefSeq and is a predicted model, not a curated record. NCBI's taxonomy places the organism in Eukaryota, Metazoa, Chordata, Actinopteri, Cypriniformes, Cobitidae.